This is a messenger RNA of Capronia epimyces CBS 606.96, 930 nucleotides long. RefSeq lists its product as uncharacterized. Gene Ontology annotation, cellular component: ribosome; mitochondrial large ribosomal subunit. Lineage: Eukaryota; Fungi; Ascomycota; Eurotiomycetes; Chaetothyriales; Herpotrichiellaceae. The transcript has 2 exons. Gene Ontology annotation, biological process: translation. Gene Ontology annotation, molecular function: structural constituent of ribosome. The coding region runs from base 1 to 930 and encodes 309 amino acids. The record is from RefSeq and is a predicted model, not a curated record.
AUGCCGCCGACUGCCUGUAACCUCCUCGCCGUCCCUCUCCCUCCGCCUUUCCUCCUGCCUCGCUCGCUCCUCCGAAAACCUCUCAACGGCUCACAAACCCGAUCCUUUGGUAUCAAAUCAAUAGAAGGCCACCCCAAGCACAGUCCCUACAAUGUCGUCCCUGGCAUUAAACCGCUCCUCUCAUCUCAGGCUGCCGCUUUCGAGCGCAGAAUCAAAUCCGAUACCCUCCCCUUGAGAACCGGAGCUCUGGCCAUCAAGAAAGGAAUGACAGGAAUAUACGAUGCCGAGUCAGGGAAAAGGAUACCUUGCACAGUACUGCAGCUGGAUCGGAAUGAGGUGGUCAGUCACAAGACGCGCAAGCAACAUGGAUACUAUGCUGUCUGUGUGGGCAGUGGCACCGUCAAUCCCAAGAACGUCACCAAGCCAAUGCUCGGCCAUUUUUCUGUCCAAGGCGUCAGCCCCAAACGGCAUCUGCAAGAGUUUCGCGUUCGGGGCCGUGACGGACUAUUACCUGUCGGCGAGGAAAUUCGAGCCAAUUGGUUUCUGGAAGGACAGUUCGUGGACACGCGGUCCAACUGCAAGGGGAAAGGGUUUGCAGGUCCCAUGAAGCGAUGGGGUUUCCACGGUCAAGAUCGGAGUCACGGUCAAUCUCUCAGUCACCGAUCCCAUGGUUCACUGGGCCAGGGCCAAGGUGGUGGUAGCCGUGUGUAUCCCGGCAAGAAGAUGGCGGGAAACAUGGGAGGACAGCGGAAUACGGUGCAGAACCUCCGAGUUCUACAGGCAGAUGCUGAGAAUGGAAUUGUGGUUGUCAACGGUGCCGUGAGCGGCCCCAAGGGAUGUGUAGUCCUGAUCCAAGAUGCCCUAAAGAAGCCCUGGCCUCAAGUCGAAACCGCUUCCAAAAAGGCUGCGGAUGCAAAAGCUGAAGCAUAG